UUUAAACUGCUGUAGUAAGAUUUGUUAGUAAUCAAAGAAAAUGUUCACAAAAUACUGUUUACUGUUGACACUUGUUUUCACAUGCUCCCAAGAUUCUUUACAUUUUGCUCAAGCACAGGAUGAUAAUCCUCCAGGCUUUCUAAGCAUAGAUUGUGGACUACCUAAUGGUUCUGACUACAGGGAAAAUUUUACCGGACUAUACUACAAAUCCGACGCAGACUUGAUUGACAGUGGGGAGAGUAUCCGUUUAUCACCUGCCCUCAUAGGCGAUGGCCUAUUAAAGCACUUGGAGACGGUCAGGAGCUUUCCUGAAAGAGAGAAAAAUUGUUACACUAUUAAGCCUUUCCGCGGGAAAGGUAGCAAGUAUCUGAUAAGGGCAAGCUUCAUGUAUGGUAACUAUGAUUCGUUGAACCAAUUGCCAACGUUUGAUCUCGAUCUAGGACCAGACACCUGGAGCACAAUUGCAUUUGAAGAUAGUUUUAAGGUUGUGAGAAAAGAGAUAUUGCAUAUUCUGUCUUCGGAUUAUGUACAUAUUUGUCUUGUAAAGACAGGCUCCACGACGCCCUUCAUCUCUGCACUGGAGUUGAGGCCUCUCAAUAGUUCCAUGUAUCCAAUUGAUGCUGGAUCAUUGCUGACAUUUGGACACAUAGACUGUGACUCUACGCGUGGCAAUGCAGUUAUCAGGUACCCUAAUGACAUCUAUGAUCGAAGAUGGAUAUCCACAAACUGGACCAGUACAAAAGUAAGCACUUCCUUGGACAUUGAUAAUAAAAAUGAGUACCUAGUACCGAUGGAUGUGUUAAGGACCUCAAGCAUAGCAGAAGGAGCCAAUGAUCCCAUCCAGUUCUAUUGGGACACGACGAAUGCCACUGAACAAUUCUAUAUAUACAUGCACUUUGUUGAAGUGGAAAAACUUCAAGCCAAUCAAUCUAGAGAAUUCAACAUCUACAUAAACGGAUUCCUGUGGAAUGAUGAACUGUUGUAUAAUUUGCCUUGUGUCCCAAUCCUUCGUAAGCAUAUCAAAGCCAAGUCCAAGCUUCUUGAAGCGGCUAAACUUCAUGCUCAAAUAGGAUAUCUAUCUGUGACGACGUUCUACUCCAGAGGCCCGAAGACAGGUGAAACCAGGUACAGAGUCAUGAUCAACAGAACAGAGAGUUCAACACUGCCACCAAUUGUCAAUGGCUAUGAGAUUUAUAAAGCUAAGAACUUUUCAAACCUUGGAACAAAUGAGACAGAUGUUGCUGCCAUCCAUAACAUCAAGUCAACAUACGGAGUGAUAAGAGACUGGCAAGGAGAUCCAUGUGAACCAGAAAAGUUUGCUUGGGCUGGUCUUCAAUGCAGCUACCAUAGCUCCGAUCACUCUGCCAGGAUAAUAUCAUUGAAUUUGUCCACAAGUGGACUGACUGGUGAAAUAGUUCCUUCUGUAGCCAAUCUCACGCAACUAAAAACGCUGGAUCUAUCUAACAAUAAUUUAAGCGGGCAAGUGCCAGGAUUUUUGUCAGAAAUGGCUUUAAGUGUCCUGUCUAGGAAAAAUAAUAGGCUUACAGAGAAAACUGAUGUGUUCAGUUUUGGGGUUGUUUUACUUGAAAUGAUAACAGGAAAACGACCACUUUUAGGUCCUGAAGGCAACAUUGGCAUUGCUCAGUGGGUUGGCAACAAUGUUCAAAAUGGUUUUAUUACACAGGUUGUAGAUGUGAGGUUCGAAGAAAAUUAUGACAUAAAUUCUAUCUGGAAAGCAGUUAAUUUAGCCCUGAAAUGUGCAAGUGAAAUUUCAUCCAGGAGGCCAACCAUGGAUGAAGUGGUGAAAAUGCUAAAAGAGUGCUUGGCUUUAGAAACUGAUAACCUCGAUGCUGAUUCAAACGAUUCAAAUGAAAUGCUUUCUACUGAUCCGGAGAGAUCAUUGUUCCCAAGAUCAAGGCGUGCAAGCUUUCUAAGCAUAGAUUGUGGACUACCUAAUGGUUCUGACUACAGGGAAAAUUUUACCGGACUAUACUACAAAUCCGACGCAGACUUGAUUGACAGUGGGGAGAGUAUCCGUUUAUCGUCUUCCCUUAUAGGCGAUGGCCUAUUAAAGCACUUGGAGACGGUCAGGAGCUUUCCUGAAAGAGAGAAAAAUUGUUACACUAUUAAGCCUUUCCGCGGGAAAGGUAGCAAGUAUCUGAUAAGAGCCAGCUUCAUGUAUGGUAACUAUGAUUCGUUGAACCAAUUGCCAACAUUUGAUCUCAAUCUAGGACCAGACACCUGGAGCACAAUUGCAUUUGAAGAUAGUUUUAAGGUUGUGAGAAAAGAGAUAUUGCAUAUCCUGUCUUCAGAUUAUGUACAUAUUUGUCUUGUAAAGACAGGUUCCACGAUGCCCUUCAUCUCUGCACUAGAGUUGAGGCCUCUCAAUAGUUCCAUGUAUCCAAUUGAUGCUGGAUCAUUGCUGACAUUUGGACACAUAGACUGUGACUCUACGCGUGGCAAUGCAGUUAUCAGGUACCCCAAUGACAUCUAUGAUCGAAGAUGGAUAUCCACAAACUGGACCAGUACAAAAGUGAGCACUUCCUUGGACAUUGAUAAUAAAAAUGAGUACCUAGUACCGAUGGAUGUGUUAAGGACCUCAAGCAUAGCAGAAGGAGCCAAUGAUCCCAUUCAGUUCUAUUGGGACACGACGAAUCCCACUGAACAAUUCUAUAUAUACAUGCACUUUGUUGAAGUGGAAAAACUUCAAGCCAAUCAAUCUGGAGAAUUCAACAUCUACAUAAACGGAUUCCUGUGGAAUGAUGAACCGUUUGUUCCAGGAUAUCUAUCUGUGACGACGUUCUACUCCAGAGGUCCGAAGACAGGUGAAACCAGGUACAGAGUCAUCAUCAACAGAACAGAGAGUUCAACACUUCCACCAAUUAUCAGUGGCUAUGAGAUUUAUACAGCUAAGAACUUUUCAAAUCUUGGAACAAAUGAGACAGAUGUUGCUGCUAUCCUUAACAUCAAGUCAACAUACGGACUACGGAGUGAUAAAGACUGGCAAGGAGAUCCAUGUGAACCAGAAAAGUUUGCAUGGGCUGGUCUUCAAUGCAGCUACCAUAGCUCCGAUCACUCUUCCAGGAUAAUAUCAUUGAAUUUGUCCACAAGUGGACUGACUGGUGAAAUAGUUCCUUCUGUAGCCAAUCUCACGCAACUAAAAACGUUGGAUCUAUCUAACAAUAAUAUAAGUGGGCAAGUGCCAGGAUUUUUGUCAGAAAUGGCUUUAAGUGUCCUGAACUUAAAAGGAAAUAACUUUACAGGACCAAUUCCAGCUCAACUUUUAGAAAAUAAAAGGAAAGGGAUUCUAAUAUUGAGUUUUGACGGUCCGGGUAAUGGUACAAGUAUAGAACUGUGUGGGCCUGAACCCUGUAAAAAGAAAGGGAAUAGUUCAACUCCUGCAGUUGCUGGAUCUGUAGCUGGUUCAAUUCUACUCGUGGCGGCCAUAUUGUUUGGCAUAUGGAUACUGAGGAGACGAUCACGAGUAGCUAGGAAAUUGGAUAACCAACACCAAGUAAAUAAUGGUGACCUAGACAGAAAGAAUAGACAGUUCACGUACAAUGAGGUCUUGAACAUCACUGGAAACUUCAAGAGAGUGCUUGGAAAAGGUGGUUUCGGCACAGUGUACCAUGGCUAUGUAGGCAAUACUCAAGUUGCUGUCAAGAUGCUCUCUCCAGCUUCAACUCAAGGCUACAAAGAGUUCCAAGCAGAGGCUAGCCUUCUUCUCAGCGUUUCCCACAAGAACUUAACCUCUCUGGUUGGUUACUGCAAUGAGGGCAUGAACAUGGGAAUCAUUUACGAGUACAUGGCUAACAGAAGCUUAGAUGAGCAUCUAUCAGGAAAAAACUAUGGUAUUCUGAGGUGGGAAACUAGACUUCAAAUAGCACUUGAUGCAGCACAAGGUCUGGAGUAUUUGCACCACGGAUGCAAACCAGCGAUCAUCCACAGAGACGUGAAAACGAGCAAUAUAUUGUUGAAUGAACAAUUCCGAGCAAAGUUGGCUGAUUUUGGGCUGUCUAGAGCUUACCCAGUGGACGGUGGCACUCAUGUCACCACCAUUGUUGCUGGCACUCCUGGUUACCUCGACCCCGAUUAUAACACUUCAAAUAGAUUAACAGAGAAAAGUGAUGUGUUCAGUUUCGGAGUUGUUCUGCUUGUGAUGAUAACCGGAAGACCACAGAUAUUAACAAACGAAGAUAGGACUCACAUUGCACAAUGGGUUGACUCUAUUGUCCAGUAUGGUGAUGUUAAACAGGUGGUAGAUCCGAGGUUUGGAGGAAAAUAUGAUGUGAACUCUGUGUGGAAAGCAGUUGAAUUAGCAAUGACAUGCGCGUCUCGAAUUUCAUCUAGAAGGCCAACCAUGAAUGCUGUGGUGAUGGAACUAAAAGAGUGCUUGGCUAUAGAGAUUGGGAGUAAUGAUGCAGAUCUAGACAAUUCAAUUGAAAUAGCCUCAAUGGAUCCAGAGAGCUCUUUAGUUCCGGGACCUAGGUAGUUUAGUUCCAUACCUUUCUAUUAGGUCUUGUACGAUCAGUGCAUAACGAAUAAGUCUUAAGUACAUUAUUAUGGUUAGAUUGCUCUUCAUGACUGGUAUUUGUGUACACCAAUGAAAUAAUGUGACCGAUUUUCUAUCUCAU
This is a messenger RNA of Daucus carota subsp. sativus, 4634 nucleotides long. RefSeq names its product probable LRR receptor-like serine/threonine-protein kinase At5g59680. Gene Ontology annotation, molecular function: protein binding; protein kinase activity; ATP binding. The record is from RefSeq and is a predicted model, not a curated record. NCBI's taxonomy places the organism in Eukaryota, Viridiplantae, Streptophyta, Magnoliopsida, Apiales, Apiaceae. Gene Ontology annotation, biological process: protein phosphorylation.